UUGGUGACAUUAGACCAUGUAAUAGGCGGUUUAGAUUUAUACAAAUUCGAAUUAACUUUAUGGUCUAGAUAGCUCUAUUUUAGAGAAAAUAUUUUUAAAAAGUUAUAACUAAUUUGUUAACUUUUUUUUUUACUAAAUCUUUAUCUUUUUUGCAUAAAGUAUUUUAAAGACUUCAAGAGUUUACGACCAUAAUGUAUCGACUUGUUGCCUUUGGGUUGUUAGGAAUAUUUGGAUUGCUAUUCAUAAAUCUACCAUGGCUAUUAACUGUUGCUUGCGUUUCUGUUCUGUAUCUUAUAACUGGUGGUUGGAAAUGGGUUCGAUUAUUUUAUUUGACAAUUGGGCGUGAUAUAAAAAUAGCUAAAGUUAUUUUAGGUAUAGAGAUUAAUGCACGAAAAUUACUUAGGCAAAAAAAGACAAUAGCAGAUAUUUUUCAAGAAAAUGCCGCCAAAAACCCUGAUAAGUAUAUAUUUGAAUCAAUCGACACUGGAGAAAGGAUAACAUAUAGGCAAGCUGCUGUCUUAUCUAAUAAAAUGGCAAACAUAUUUUUCGAAGCUGGCUAUAGAAAAGGAGAUGUGGUUGGGUUGCUGAUGGAAAACUGUGUUGAAUAUAUACCUAUCUGGAUAGGACUCACUCAAAUAGGUAUUGUUGUCAGUUUAAUGAAUUACAAUUUGCGUGGAGAAAGCUUAAAACAUUGCUUUGUCAGUGCUGAGUGCAAAGCAGUAAUCUAUAGUUUAGAAAUGGAUGCUGUUCUUUCUGGAAUAUCUUCACAAAUGAAUAUAGAGUACUACUGUUAUGGCAGCAAAGUAAGCUCUAUAAAUAAUUCCAAACAUUUGAAUACACUUUUAGCUUCUGCAGCAGAAUAUGCACCACCAAAACCUUUAGACUUAUCUCUACAAGAUAAAAUAAUUUUUAUAUUCACAUCUGGUACUACUGGAUUACCUAAAGCAGCUGUUAUUAGAGGCACUAGAUUUUAUUUUAUGGCUUCAGGUAUUGGUGGAAAUAUUAAUGCAACUUCAGAGGAUAAAGUAUACAACACAUUACCAAUGUACCAUAGUAAUGGCGGUAUUGCUAUAGCAUGUUUUCCCAUUUUAUUUAGCGCUACAAUGAUCAUUCGCAAAAAAUUUUCUGCAAGUAAAUUUUUUGAAGAUUGUUAUAAAUCAGAGGCAACAGUAAUUAAUUACAUUGGCGAAACGUGUCGAUAUCUAUUGGCAACCCCAGUUGUAUCAUUUGAGUCACAGCACAAGGUCAGAGUUGCAGUAGGAAAUGGAUUGCGAGCAUCUAUAUGGACACAAUUUACAUCCCGUUUUAAUAUUCCUCUUAUAGCAGAGUUUUAUGGAUCUACAGAGGGAAAUGCAAAUAUGAUUAAUGUGUGUAAUCGUGUCGGUGCAGUUGGUUUUAGUUCAGUGCUCUUACCACGAGCUUAUCCAAUCAAGUUAGUGAAAGUUAACAAAGAAACAGGUGAAAUUAUACGUGGUUCAAAUGGGUUAGCAGUUUCUCCACAAUGUGGAGAGCCUGGUGAGCUCUGUGGAAAAAUAAGAAAAGAUGUUGUAGGGCAGUUUGAUGGUUACCUUAAUAAAGAAUCUACACAGAAAAAAAUAGCACAUGAUAUUUUUUCUAAAGGCGAUUCCGUUUUUAUGACUGGUGAUGUUCUUAUUCAAGAUGAAGAAGGGUUUUUUUACUUUCAAGAUAGACUUGGUGAUACAUUUAGAUGGAAAGGUGAAAAUGUAUCAACAAACGAGGUGGAAGGAAUAAUGACAAAUCUUCUGAAUAUGACUGAAGUUUGCGUUUAUGGAGUAGAAAUUCCAGGAAAUGAUGGUAAAGCUGGUAUGGCAAUUAUAAAUGAUCCCAAUCGCAAGGUUAACAUUGAUAGUCUACCACAGCAGCUUGGAUAUAGUCUUCCUGAGUACGCUCGUCCAGUUUUUAUUCGACUCUCUCAUCAGAUUCCGAAGACUACUACGUUUAAGUUUCAAAAGGAGCCAUUAAGAGAUGCAGGUUUUAAUCCAAGUAAAUGCUAUGAAACAGAUAGUUUGUUUUAUUUUAGUAGCAAAGAUAAAAAGUAUAUUCCACUUGACAUGAAAGUUUAUCAAAAUAUACUUGAUAUGAACAUUAGGUUUUAGCAUUUCGAUUUUCUAGUAAACAAUUUAGAUGUGGUUGUAUUUUAUAUGCUACAAGGAUAACUUUUUUUAAAUAAUACUUUCAAAACAAUAGAUAAUGUUUUUCAAAUUUGCCGCCAACGAUGAACUUACAACGAACAACGAAUUAUAAUAACGCCUAAUUCGAGUCGAUACAAAAAAAGUUUUAAAAACUCUUAAUUCGAUUCAAUACAAAUAGAAUUUUAAUAACGCUUUAUUUCUAUACAAGAUUCUAUACAAAAAGAAUUUUUUAACCUUAUUUAAGCCAUUUACAGUUUUAGUUUUUUUAUUAUAUUUAUUUGAUUUCUAUUUCGUUUGUAAGCAUUUUUUUUUUAUUGUUUUUUACUUUGUUUUUUGCUUUAGUAUUUUUUAUUUAAAUAUUUUGGUAUUAAAUACAUUUUGAAAAAAUUCAUUUUUUUUAUUGUUUGUUACCAAAUUUUGAUGAAUAUAUUGUUUGUAUUUUUAACAGUGCGUUGUUAAGUGUAUAACAACAGUUCAUCAUUUAUCUGCAAUUUUUUAAUAAUCCAAGAAUGAGAGUGCAAGAAAAAAUA
Messenger RNA from Hydra vulgaris (swiftwater hydra), 2683 nucleotides. Its product is annotated as long-chain fatty acid transport protein 4. Gene Ontology annotation, molecular function: long-chain fatty acid transmembrane transporter activity; long-chain fatty acid-CoA ligase activity. The record is from RefSeq and is a predicted model, not a curated record. NCBI's taxonomy places the organism in Eukaryota, Metazoa, Cnidaria, Hydrozoa, Anthoathecata, Hydridae.